This is a messenger RNA of Phaeoacremonium minimum UCRPA7, 471 nucleotides long. RefSeq lists its product as hypothetical. The coding region runs from base 1 to 471 and encodes 156 amino acids. Lineage: Eukaryota; Fungi; Ascomycota; Sordariomycetes; Togniniales; Togniniaceae. The record is from RefSeq and is a predicted model, not a curated record. The transcript has 2 exons.
AUGUCUGAUUUCAACACCAACGACGCUACGCCCACCCCCGCCGGAGAGAAGCAGACUCUCUCUGCUCGCGAGCAAGAGCUGCUGGGUAAGCUGAUCAGCUGCGUGAAGGCACCUAUUGAGGUGGAUUACGACAAGCUCGCCGCUGCCAUGGGCAUGAGCAACGUCCGCAGCGCCAGCAAUGCCUGGGGCAUCUUGAAGAAGAAACUCGGCAACCCCGACCUGCUGGGCACUCCUGCCAAGGAACCUAAGACUCCUGGCUCCAAGACUCCUCGCAAGCGCGCCGCUGCAAAGGCUCCCGCCAACGACGAUGACGAGAACGGCGAGGUCGAAACUCCGACCAAGAAGCGCAAGUCUGCUCGCGUCAAGGCCAACACCAAGGCUAAGCAGGAGGCUGAGCCUGAGGAGGACAACAACGCGGAUUCUGUGGAGGUCAAGACCUUGCAUGAGGAGGACGUUGACGAUGAGGCCUAA